UUAUACCAGGGCAUUUUGGGGUAUCUACAUGUCCACCAGUGUUCUACCAGGGCUCUGUCACUCUUUAGCUUUUCCAUAUUGAGUGACUGUUAUACUGACUGAGGCUUUGACCUGCUUCACAAAACAGCUGCUGAACAAUGGGGCAGCAGCAUGAGGGGAGGAGGGCACAAACACUGCUCCAAAUAGGGCAAAGGCCAGCUGUGGUUGGUCCAGAUGUGACUGUUGACCGGACUCCCCAUUAACGGCAUGAUCCCGCUCCGAGAGGCAGCGUUUGUUCGAUUCUAAAAAUGCGUCGCGUAUACCUGCCACCGAAACAGCGACAGCCCAAAAAGAGCCGCAGGCGUUACAAUGCUAAUGUUGUCGGGGGCUUUGACUUCUCCCAGCCACUGCAAAGAAGCCGCUCUGCGUGACAGGCACGGCGCCGCCGCUCUCCCUCCCGGUCUGUCGCUUUUCACGCCUUUUUCCGCACAUUUUAGCAGGUGCGUUGCAAGAGAAAAGAAGAGAGAAGAAAGAGAAGCCGAUCUCCCGAACGUUUACGUUAGUAGUGCAAGUAAUGGACGAAAUGGAUAUCAUGGACCUAACGCAUCAGAAGGCGAAGAAGCGACCGCGUCCAAUCAGUUCCGUGGAUGAGACGGUGCACGCUUCGCUCAAGCGGCUGCCGAUGCGAGCGGCGGAGUGCAGGGAGCCCUCCCUGAUGUUCGCUGUCAGAGGAGAGCCUGUCCCUGCAGCGUCUCUCAAGCAGAAUGACCACUCGGUGACUUCCUCUCCAACCACAGUGAUGCCCGCACAGGAUAAUCGCUCCAGCAUGUCCAGACCCAUGAUCACCAGGUCACCAGUGUCUCCCUUGAGUAACCAGGGGAUCCCCACACCUGCACAACUCACCAAGUCCAACGCCCCUGUGCACAUUGACGUAGGCGGCCACAUGUACACCAGCAGUCUGGCCACCCUAACCAAAUUUCCUGAAUCCCGAAUCGGUCGUCUCUUUGAUGGCACAGAGCCCAUAGUCCUGGACAGCCUGAAGCAGCACUACUUCAUUGAUAGGGAUGGACACAUGUUCCGCUACAUUCUCAACUUCCUCAGGACGUCCAAGCUCCUCAUUCCAGACGACUUCAAAGACUACAGCCUGCUGUACGAGGAGGCCCGAUACUUCCAGCUGCAGCCCAUGCUCGCUGAGUUAGAGCGUUGGCGCCAGGACCAGGAGCUGGGUCGGGUCUCCCGACCCUGUGAGUGCCUAGUUGUUCGCGUUGCACCCGACCUGGGCGAGAGAAUCACCCUCAGUGGCGACAAGGCCCUGAUUGAGGAUGUUUUCCCUGAAAUUGGUGAUGUCAUGUGCAACUCUGUCAACGCUGGAUGGAACCAUGACUCUACGCAUGUCAUACGCUUCCCGUUGAAUGGCUACUGUCACCUCAACUCUGUCCAGGUUCUGGAGCGUCUCCAACAGCGUGGCUUUGAGAUUGCUGGCUCCUGCGGCGGAGGAGUGGACUCAUCCCAAUUCAGUGAGUAUGUCCUGAGGAGGGAACUGCGGAGGACAAGUCACCGAGGACCCAAUUCAAACAGGAUAAAGCAAGAGCAGCUGGACUAGAAACCUCCAGGACAGCAGGAGGUGCUAGACUUUUCUGGAGCAGCCAAACAAUUGGUGCUGCAGAGCUUUCUGAACUCUGUUUUCUUCAUUUCCUUGUUGAUGUUUCUGUUUUCUUACAGUUGAGAACCACAUAGAGAAUAAAAAUGAAGUGCAACAGGAGAUUUUUGACAUACGAAGAUACGAGGCAUUUGACAAGUUUGAGAUUGCAAAGACAUUUGUGAUUGUCUAGUUCCCCAUCCACCAGUUUAAAAAAGUAUUUAUAUAUAUGCUGGAUCCCGAAACAAAGUUUGUUUUAAAACUUGGAGCCUACAUUAGGUCAGAGAAUUUGAUUUCUAACUUACUCAUAUAAAUUAAAAAUCUUUUAUUGCUGAAGUAGUGUUACACGUUACUUGUCGUCAGUAACUGUUUUCGUUGUCUCACUAGCAUAUUGAAUACAUAUUUUUCUCUCCCUCCAAAAAAGAAGAAAUUUGUUUCUUAGCAGAAUGUCUCAAAUUUUAUCAUCAUCUAGGUUCAUAAAACAUCUUUUUCACAACUGAUAUGUACAGAAAAUUCAAUGAAGUUGUGUCAUCGAAAUUAGCCAUCAAGGACGUUACAAACGCGUUGGAAAAUAAAUAUUUUUGUAAAUUACUGUUGCACCAUUUGCCUCGCAGGGUAGUAUAAAUUUAAUGUGAUACCUUAGGAUUUGCUUUAUUGGAAUCUAAUUUUUCUCAGAGUCACGACAUGUACAUUUCAAUCGUAUGUCUUUGUGUUUUUUACAUUGAAUCUUUUUAAAGCAAGUUUCUUGCCUCAGACAUGACUGAACAGAUUAAAAGCUUAUUGUACUAUCCAAACUGAGACUUGUAUUUGUAGCACAUAAUAAUAUGAAGUUGGAUAUAAAGUAUUUCUAAGAUUACUGAAACAUCUACGCUCCUUAGAUUUAAAAGGAAUGUAGCAAAAAAAAAUGUGAAAUAAAUCUCAGCUAAAGUUGCAA
Girardinichthys multiradiatus is the source of this 2552-nucleotide messenger RNA. It is a transcript of the gene kctd1, whose product is annotated as potassium channel tetramerization domain containing 1. Gene Ontology annotation, biological process: negative regulation of DNA-templated transcription; protein homooligomerization. Lineage: Eukaryota; Metazoa; Chordata; Actinopteri; Cyprinodontiformes; Goodeidae. The coding region runs from base 554 to 1582 and encodes 342 amino acids. Gene Ontology annotation, cellular component: nucleus. The record is from RefSeq and is a predicted model, not a curated record. The transcript is spliced from 5 exons. Gene Ontology annotation, molecular function: transcription factor binding; transcription corepressor activity.